AUGCCGCAACAUACACUCAUGGAUAUCCUUCAGCGGGCAGCUCAAUCUUCCCCCGAGAAGGAGCUGGUUUUCCAUGGUGAGGACGAUGUUCGACACUUGAACUAUUCGCAAUUGUAUAAAACCGUUAUCACAGAAAAGGAGCACUUGGAGGCUUGUUUCAAAAACUCCGAUCACCGAAUUGUGCUUCUUCAUCUAGACUCACAUUAUCUCAAUGUACUAGACUUCUGGAAAGUGAUUGCCGCUGGGGGCAUACCUGUUGUGUCAACCCCCUUUUCCGCGGAUCCUGUUGCCAGAGGCCGGCACUUGCAUCACCUGUUUGAAGUUCUUGGGGACCCCAUUGUUAUCACAACACCAGAAUAUCGAGAAGACUUUGACACUCAAAAGUCUGAGUGCACCAAGAUGUGUUCAGAUGACACAGACCUUCUCCUUUACCCUGCAUCUUCGUCAAACAGUGCGCGAAGGUCUGGCGCAAGGGUGACCAGCGCUGAGGUGUUCGAUCCCGACAAUGUGGCCUUCAUGAUGUUGACAUCUGGCUCCACAGGGGGCGCAAAGGCGGUUGAAAUCACCCACGGCCAGGUUUUGGCUUCUAUGCAAGGGAAGUCACAGAUGCUUGGCACUUCGAAAGACGAUUCUUUCCUGAACUGGGUCGGUUUCGACCACGUUGCUUGUUUGACCGAAAUCCAUCUACAUGCCAUGUAUGUAGGAGCAUCACAAGUCCAUAUUGCGCCCCGCAUCGCAAUGAAAGAUUCGACGUGGCUUUGCUGUCUCAGCAAUUAUUCCAUCAGCAUAGCCUUUGCACCAAAUUUCUUCCUUGCUUCCAUAGUCGAAAGACUCCAGAAGCGCAAGCCUAUCUCGGGCAUCAACCUGGCUCAUCUCCGUUUCGUAGUCUCCGGCGGUGAAGCCAACACGAUCUCGACAGCCAUUGCAUUCAAUGAUGCAAUGAAAGAACUGGGCGCCAUGAGUAAUGUUGUAUGUCCUGCAUUCGGCAUGACUGAAACAUGCGCAGGCUCUUUGUACAACACCGAAUUUCCGAAGCCCGAGAUUCACAAUGAGCUGGAAUUCUGCUCAGUAGGCAAAAGUAUUGCCUCUAUGGAGUGGCGAGUCAGGACAAACGAAGAUGGUGAUUGCGGUAUUUCUGAGCUAGGCAAUCUUCAGCUGAGAGGCCCUGUUGUAGUCAAGAGAUACCACAACGACCCAGAAAACACGAAGGCACUCAUCAACAGUAAUGGUUGGUUUGACACUGGAGACAUUGGUUAUAGAGACUCCGAAUCCAACUUGGUUCUUGUUGGACGAAGCAAGGAUACUAUCAUCAUCAAUGGCGUCAAGUACUUCUCACAUGAGGUCGAGGCUAUGGUAGAAGAGGCCGUGUCCGGCAUCAUCAAGCCUUAUUAUACUGCUGCAUUCCCUGUUUGGUCCAGCGAGUCGAGUACGGAAGAAAUGGUAAUAACUUUCGUGGAGCAAAAAGAGCUGACAAAUGAGGAGCUUCUCACCACUAUCAUCAGUAUUGAAAAGGCCAUCUUCUUGUACUGCGCCAGGAAACCUCGGGCUAUCAUUCCUCUCCCAGCUUCCUUCGUUCAAAAGUCCUCUCUAGGGAAGUUCUCACGCUCAGCUAUGAAGAAAGCGUAUGAAUUGGGAACAUUCAAUGAGCAGUACGAAUUAACCAGCCAACGUACCUCGAUGGUGCGGGUGAUGCACCGGAUCGAUCCCAAGACCGAUUUUGAGAAAAAGCUGAUUGACAUCUUUGCGGACGAACUCGACCUAUGUACCUCUGAGGUCAGAUUCAGCGAUAGUAUCAUGGACAUGGGUUUUGACAGCAUUCGUUUACUUGGCUUCAAAGCCCGUCUUCAAGAACGUCUUGGUCUAGAGCAGCAGAUACCCAUUGGCACUCUCCUUACCAGUCCAACUAUUAAAGCACUCGCGCAAGCACUUUCAGUCGAUAGCACGAAAGCUGUUGUUCCUACUUCAUACGACCCCACAAUCAAGUUGCAGACUGGAAAGUCACCGUCCACACCGAUCUGGUUCGUUCAUCCCGGUCUGGGCGAAAUUCUCGUGUUCCUAAACAUCAGCCGAUACUUUUCUGAUCGUGAGGUUUACGCUCUUCGGGCUCCUGGUUUCAAUGCUGGAGAGAAAAUGUUUGACUCCAUUGACGAAAUGACAAACGUAUACAUGAACGCAAUCCGCCAAAAUCAACCCAAAGGUCCAUACAUUCUGAUUGGCUACUCCUUUGGAUCCAUGAUCGCGUUUGAGACGACCAAGAAACUCGAGGCAGCUGGCCAUGAAGUCUACAUGGGAUCCCUCAAUGGACCGCCACAUAUCAAAUGGAGAAUGGUCCAGAUCGAUUGGUGUGAGCUUUUCCUCAACUUGUCAUACUUCCUUGGCUUCAUCACCGAGGAAGAGGCCGUCAAGAAGUCAGCCGAGUUUCACGAUGCUGGUUACACCAAAGAACAGGUCCUCAACAAGAUCCUUACCAUAGCGCCCGCAGAUAAACUCGCCGAGCUUGAUCUCAAUGCCACAAAGCUUGCCCAUUGGGCGGAUGUCUCGGCGAGCCUUCAAGGCCUGGCUCAUAACUACGAUCCGAUGGGCAAGGUCAAGCACAUUGAUGUAUUCUAUGCCCGACCUCUCUUGGCCGUGGGGAAGGAUAAACAGAUGUGGCUUCGAGACCAUUUGAUUCCCUGGAGUGAAUUUUGUGAAGAGCCGGUCAGAUUUCACAACAGUCCUGGCGCUCAUUACACCAUGUUGGACGCGGAUCAUAUGUCUGGGAUGCAAAAGAUCUUGAAAAAGGCACUGAAAGCUAGAAGUGUAUACUAG
This is a messenger RNA of Pestalotiopsis fici W106-1, 2808 nucleotides long. RefSeq lists its product as uncharacterized. Lineage: Eukaryota; Fungi; Ascomycota; Sordariomycetes; Amphisphaeriales; Sporocadaceae. Bases 1 to 2808 code for a protein of 935 amino acids. The record is from RefSeq and is a predicted model, not a curated record. Gene Ontology annotation, biological process: biosynthetic process; secondary metabolic process. The transcript has 4 exons. Gene Ontology annotation, molecular function: CoA-ligase activity.